UAAAGCAGCUGCCUCUAAACUGUGUGGCAACUAAAGCCGCUGCCUCUAAACUGUGUGGCAACUAAAGCAGCUGCCUCUAAACUGUGUGGCAACUAAAGCAGCUGCCUCUAAACUGUGUGGCAACUAAAGCAGCUGCCUCUAAACUGUGUGGCCUCCAUAGACUGGUGUUAUCAAAGGCAGCUUCUUUAAACAGUGUGGCAACAACGACAGCGGCUUUUACAUAUCAGCGGCAGUUUCUGUUGCCACCGGAAGUGCCUCUACGAUCCACCGCUGCCACGACUUGAACCUGCCUUUACUGAAAUGCCACCAAAAGCCGGUAAGAAGGGCUCCGCCAAGAAUACCAACGCAGCUGGAGAAGAACCUGUCAACUCGAACUGGGAGGCUGGUCUCACCGGAGCCCAGUUUGAAGAGGACUCGUGGCGGGCCUGUGUGUCCUUUGUGGUUGGGGGAAGUCUGGAGGAUGACGAGCUGAUCCAGGCUCUGGCCGUACAGCCGCCUCAACGCAAACUGUUCACCUCGUUGACCCUGGACAGCACCAUUGCAAUGAUCCAGGAAUUGGGGAAUCCAAAAACAAAAAGAGAUGAUGAUACCCCCAUGUUCUAUGAGGUUGCAGAGUCUGCCAAGGUGCUGUUGGAUGCAGGAGAAGAGAUUCCCUGUGACCUGAUGGCAAAAAUACUGAAGUUCCAGCUGCUUCAGGUCAAAACCACUGAUCAGCAGAGGAGGGCGGCUGAGCAGGCUCUGGAAGAGAUGGCGAAGGCUGGUUCAACCCCUGUCAACAAGGGCCCUGACAAAAAGGGAAAGGCUCCGCCUCCCCAGGAGAAGAAAACCAAACUCAAACGCAGGGAUGACGUUGAGCCACCUAAAUUCAUAGAAGAUGAGCCAGAAGAUGGUCCUCAGCACUACAUCCUGCUGCUGGGUUUCCACCAGCCCCACCUGAUUUGGAUCCUUGAUGCCAUUGGUGUACAUGUAGCCAAUGUCAUCAAAGUGUGUUCAGAGGAAAAAGAACACACGUCUGAGGGCAACGAGCAGAGUCCGAGUACAUCUCCAGUGCUGGAUGCAGACUCGGACAGCAUGGAGCAGGCUGCACGGGCCAGGAGACUGGAUCUUUUCUGGGCAGCCCUGAGACCAGUUUUGGACAGCGCACCACUCGACUCCAAGCUCCACAAUGUGGCUCAGCUCAGCUACACUGUCCCAGAUCUCUUUCCGUCGACCCAGCCACGGAACACUGAUUCUCUGCUGGAGUUGGGAAGUCGAGUCUUUGACAGUGUUGCCUAUCUCCUCUAUGACUGUUUGGACUGGCGCAGGCAGCAUCAGCACUACCUAGACAACAGCAAGCUCAUCAAUGUACCCACUGUUGUCGGGUUGGAUUUUCAGCGUAAAGAGGUUGCGCGGACCCUUCCCCCCACGACUCCAAACUCCAAGAAGAAGACAGUUCAGGACGAAAACCUGCCAGGCCAAGAUGCGGACAUGCGUUAUUAUAGCGACCUACUGAACCUGGUUCCAACUGAAGCUUGCUCAGUGCCCCUGAUCAUGCACUGUAUGCUGGAGCAGGUGGUGAUGUCCUCCGAGCAGUCUGACCUAACACAGUCUCGCAUGGCGAAGAAGCCCAAGCCCAAUGACGCUUCCUGGUUAGACUGCGAGCUGGUCGACUACAUGCUCCAGAGCUGCCUGCCUCUGGUGCACACAGAAGAGGAGCGAAGCCGCAUGUUAGACGGCUUAGUGACGGUGAUACAGAGUGAGGGAGACAAGAAGAGACUAGUGGAGAAGUUUGGAGCAGAGGAGACCAAGAAGAAGUCGGAUGACCCUUUGGUUAUCAGACACCACGAUGAGAGGGCACUGCGCUUGAGGGACAUCAAUACUGUGAAGGGUUUUGAUCCAGCUGCGGUGGAGUUGUCCAUGAUAAAGUCGACUCCAGUUUGGGAGCUGAUCCAUUCUGUGGCUGAUCCGAGAAAGAGCAGCUCCAGCUGGAUGGCCAUCAAACAGCAGCUGCAACACUACUGCACAGAUGAUGUUGUGUCAUGGCCCCAGGUGGAGCGUCUGUUUCAUCAGAGUGUGUUUGAAACUAUGCCACUGACCAGACUGGACCAAAAUAGUGUACUACAGAAAGCUGCAGGAACACAGGGAACACUGGAACCAGCACAGCAGCAGGAGACACCCACAAUAAUCCCCUGGGACAACCCACAAUCAUACGCUAAACAGCUGCUUCACAAACUAAAGACUAAAGGUCCAACAUUUCUCACUGAGGAACCUGGUAACACAGAGCAGUUCAGUGAGAGAGUGUGUCCCCAUCUGGAGCUAUCUGACAUCCAGAGCUGUAGGCUGAGGUCUCUGUUUGACUGGCAUUACGCAGAACACCACGACCCUUCGAUCUUCCCACAGGUACUCCAGGUUGCAUCGGAGGAAUACUGCUGCCUUGACACUUUCAGAGGAAGCCACAAUAACAUCCGGUACAUUUUUUGCCACAAUCCCAAAAGUCUCCAUUACCAGUGCAAGGAAUCCUGGGAUGUAGUGCUUCACACUGAUGUCAAGUUCAGGAAGUAUCUGGAACAUGUUACUGAUAUCAUAUCGGAUUGGACAAGAGAGGAGGAAUUAAAGAGAGAAGCAAUUCAACACAGCAGUGUUGAGUCUCAAGAAGAUGAAAAGGUUAAAGAUUCUGCAGAGGAGGAGGAGGACACUUUGGAGCCUGUCAUCAGAAAAGAGUCUCUUAAAGCCUUGAAGUUGGAGCAGGAGCGGCUGAAGGAGGAGGAGAUGGACAAGAAAUCAAAGAGGGAGAAUACACCGAAAGGCAAGAAGCCGAAGGAGGAGGCCAAGACGACGGACAACAAAAAUGUGUCAGGUGGCAAGAACAGCAGAGCCGAGACAGCAGACCGCUCAGUUACGACCCCCAUAGAGUCCUCCACAGUGCCCCCUGGGGAGGAAAACAAGGAGCUGCAUCAGACGGAGGAACGCUUUCAUGGUUUCACAGGUUACAGCAUGGAUGGGAUGUUGAUCCAUGUGUCAGGUCGUCUCCAGCACCUUUUCCCCUCAGAUGGAGGACACAUCACUGUGGAGAAUAUCAUCUAUGUUGAAGGUUCCUGCCUAAUGAAACUGGCUGUGAAGAAGGAUGGACAUCAUUUCUACACACACAUCAACCAGGUUGUUAUUCAUCCUGCAAGACCUCCCUCUCAGCCCCCCAAAAAAGAAACCUCUGACAAAAAGGACGACUGUAAAGAGCCUGUGGUGGAGAAAAGAGUGAAGCAGGGCUCCCUCACAGCGGUGCUAAACAACGGAGUUCACCUCUCAUACAGUUUCUAUGGCCCCACAGGAGAAUGCAGAGUGAAUACCCAGGAAACAGACGGGGGCAUCACAGACGCAACCACCCAAGUCCCUGCCCCUCUCUCUUCCUCCUCCCAGGACUCCAAGAAUACAGACCUGGAUUCAGAUCCUGUCAAUACACAAAUCCCAUCCAGCCAGGACAGUCCUCAAGAGUCCCAGUUGUGUGAAGGCCAGCCGGCACGGCCAUCAAGUCCAUUCAACAGUGUCAACCUGUCUGUCCCUAACGGCCUCCUGCUGCAGUUUCUGAGAGAGGAUAUUCCAGGAGAGUCCUCAGAGGUGCAGGUGAGACAGAGCUUUCCUCUCCAUGGUAGGGGAGGGGUGGGGCAGCUUCUGGACCCCUCCUUGUCCAAGGAACUGUCCCGCAUUGUCACCAGCCAGGGAGCUGUGAUCCGUUACAUGAGAGAUGGGUCCACAGAGGUGCUGUUUGCAGAUGGGUCAGUCAGUUUCAGCCAGGAUGGUGGUCCAGUGUGGGUGGCUGACUCUGAGGUCAAGGAGGAAAACACUCCUAAUGAAGCUAAAGUCAACAUGAAAGAACAGAGCAAAGAGAAGGCGGCUGAUGCUCAGAGAGGCUGUUGGUUAACUACGACUCCCUCUGGGGCUCGCAUCUGCACAGUGGGGACCACACACAAACACUUACCCACCACCCCUGUUCUCGCCUUCAAGGCUACGGACUCCAUAACUCAUGAGGUGAUGCUGAGCAGGGAGGAUCUGGUGGUUUCUGUCCAGAACUCAGAUGGAUCUUCAGUUGUGGAUCAUGCAGAUGGAACCCGGAUCACCAGUCUCCACCAAGAAAGACCAUCAAACACAGAGGAGCAGCAUAAGAGUGUGACUCUUAACGCCCCUUCUGAAUGUGUAUGCGGCUGCACCGAGUGUGUGUGUGUCACACGCUGCACAGACAACAUCAAUGAGAACAUGUGCAGUCAGGAUACCUGCAACACUGGGGACGAGAAAAGCAGGGACAAUAUAGGGAAAGCAUGUGGCAAGGAGGACGAUAGUACAGAGUUGAUGGCGUGUGAGGACGUUUGCGAUGAAAGGGAGUGUGAUGAAAAUGCAUUGUGUAAGAAUGGUGCGGAGAGUGUGUUUGCAAACGAGAAUGGUGAGACCCGCCCAUGUGAAACUGAUAAAGGUAGCGUGUUGACCAAAGAGAGAGUGAUGUUGGUGGAGAAGGAGGGCUGCGCUACAGUGGUGAUGUAUCCAGAGAGACACACGGCUCACGUCUUUUUGGCUGAUGGAACUGUCAUCACUGGGAACAACCAAGGAGCCUAUCAGGUGUUCCCAUCCAACGGCCUCCUGCAGAUCCAAAGUGACGGCAAGUGUGUCUACUCCUCUGACCCACUUGUAACCCCCAGUCCGAUGGGUGAUACUCCCACAAACCAACCAGGAAGCUACACCAUGAGUCACACAGACAAAGUGGCCUGUGAUAUUACAGACGCUGAUGGGAACCACUUCCAGGUGAUGGAGGAUGGGCAGGUAUCAGUGCUGAACGUCAAUCCCACUCCUAGCACGCUGAAACACGACGAGGAAAAGGAAGAGGAAGACCGGGAAGUGUCCAGGCUUCAUGAAAAACAUUGUCCUAGGCUGUUUCUGGUACAUGAGGACGGCUCAGGUACUGAACUGCUGCGCUCUCAAACUGUGGAGGAGCUGCUCUACCAGGCGUACUCUGACCCUACCAUCGCAGUGCGGAAGGAACCACUGCCGGACACACAAGAUGAAUUUGGUAUUACCAUCCUCAAGCCCAGUCACCAGAGUGUGUGUUCCAAGUGGAUGCUAGGGAAACAGAACCCUGACAUAACCCCUCCAAACCUCAGAAACCGCAACUGGCGUGACUUCCCUAGAAAAGAGAAGAAAAGCCCAGGUCCUGCAUUUGGUACCAACAUGGGACGAGGUCUGACUCUGAGAGAGUGGCCCGGGGGUUCUGCAGCACAGCACCAACAUGUCCGGGGCUCCCCUAAAGUCCUGGAGAUGAGGGAACUGUGCCAGCACCAACCAUUUACCAGGCUGUUCAAAAAUACUAUAGAUGCACGACUGAAGGAAUACAUUGAGAGCUUGAUGGAGAGGGAUCAGCGAUCAGAAGCCAUGAAGGUCAAAGACCCUCGCACUGAUAAGGAGAGUGUCCAUGCCAGUGAUCUGCUCAAUCUGGUCCUGUCUUUCAGAGAGAAAGAGGAUACAAAUCCCACCUUUGUGAAGAGGACUUCAGUGGACAUUGGGAAUCUGUACAGCCAAGGUAUUGGAGCUCAAGAUCAACAGCCGGAUAUUUCCAAAAGCACAGGCUCGGCAGAUAGUGACAGUUCUGUUAAUGUGAAGGAGUCAAAAUGGACUGAAAAACAUGCACAAUACAGACAGGAGGUGUGUGAGGAGAAGGCUUGUAGAGCGGCUUUGAGAAGGAAGAGCAUUGUUCCAUAUUUCCACCCAGAAAAUAUUCCACUGUACCAGCUGCAGAACCAAGCACCAGACAUGAAGAGGCUCUCCAUGGAUCUUCCACCAAUCCCUAAGUCAGACUGCGCUGAGGCCUUUCUGAAAGAUGCUCCACAGGAGAACACCCCACGACCUUUAAACCCAACACCUUCUCAGUCUGCAAGUCGUGCAGCAGGAAGUGACGGGCUGCCUGUGAGGAGACCCACUAACCCCACACCUCAGACUGCUGGUGAAAGCAGUCAGAGGGGUUCACCUGGGCCAUAUAAGUCUGUCCAGGUGGAUGUGACUGGAGAGCCCAGGAGGACUAAAGUCAGACUACCGACCUCCAUCCUCGUCUCUAAACCCCGCAGUAUGCCAAAUCAACAGUUCCUAUCAUUGGACGAGCCAUUGAGGAGGAGGUGUCGAACGAUUUCUCUGACCAAUCCAAAUGUUGUAGUGAGGGGCUUCCUGCUCCUCCCGUCCACCGUCGACUUCGGUACAGUGCAGGAGGGCACCUCGUCAUCCAUCACUGUGGUGAUGAAGAACGUGGGAGUUGACACGUGCAGGUUUCACGUGAAACAGCCUCGUCCUUCCACAGGCCUCCGUGUCAUCUACAAUCCUGGGCCUGUGGCUGCUGGGUUGCAGGUUGAACUGCAGGUUCAGCUGUUUGCCAAGUGUACAUCCCAACCAGGAGAUGUAGAGACAAAAAAGCACAUCUCCCAGGAUAUUAUCAUCCACACUGAGACAGACAUCUUCUUCCUGCCAGUCACUGCGAUCAUCCUUCCUGAGAGGUUGUAUGACAUUUUGCUCAAGGAGCGCACCAGUGCACACAAAAAGAAAAGCUCCAGGGUUCUCGAGCUCUCCUCCAGUCUGCCAGAUGGUCAGGGUGUCGCACACAGACGACCCAAUACCCUCCUGACCAGUUCUGCUGCAAAACCAGGAAAUCUGAAUCGCUCCACGAGUCAAUGAGGAAUACACAAAAACACCAUCUUUAAUCUGAUUUCUCCUUUUUCACAUGUUAAGAAAUCAUAAGCAGUGCAGGCCUUUGGUACAUUCCACAAAAAUCUAAUAAUUUGAAUGGAUUUUGUUGUUUUUUCCCCAAAAUAAAAUCCUUAUUAACACAUGAA
Hippoglossus stenolepis (Pacific halibut) is the source of this 6836-nucleotide messenger RNA. RefSeq names its product sperm associated antigen 17 (gene spag17). Gene Ontology annotation, cellular component: axonemal central apparatus. Lineage: Eukaryota; Metazoa; Chordata; Actinopteri; Pleuronectiformes; Pleuronectidae. The coding region runs from base 301 to 6678 and encodes 2125 amino acids. Gene Ontology annotation, biological process: axonemal central apparatus assembly; epithelial cilium movement involved in extracellular fluid movement. The transcript is spliced from 49 exons. The record is from RefSeq and is a predicted model, not a curated record.